UCGUUGUUCACGCGUUUUCUCAUUCGUUUCUUCGUGUUCAAUAAAAAAUCCCGAAUUUGUACAAUUUAAUAUUGAACUUCUUUUAAAGUCAUACGUUAAAUGCUUCUUUCAUAAAUAAAAAGAAAAUUUAUAAGCGGUCAGUAUUGAAUUCAGUAAAUUAAGCAAUUUUUUUUUUUAUAUUUCUGAGUGAUACAUCGUUGAGAGUAAAGUUGUCAAAAAACGAAAAGAAAAAAAUAUUGCGAAAGCAAACGAUGAAAAUGUGUUUUGCUUUGUAAGUGCAAGUGAAAUAGAUUUAUUGUAUGCGACGGUAAAGCAAUAGAAACUGGUCGCAAGUACCAGCGACUCUCGAGGCCAACGAGUUGAUAUAUGCCAUUUUUGAGGAACAGAAAAUUUUAUAAUAAUAUACGAAAUAAAAUAGACUGUAAUUUUUCAACAAGAAAUAUAAACAUUCGUAUUUGAUUUAACACAGUUGUAUGGACAUACAUCGAAGUGUAACAAAAGCAAUCUUCAACGAAAAAAAAAAUCCUACAAGGGACGCCAAGCUCUAGGGGGUGCAGUGUACAUGUAUACGACGAGAAUUGCCUUACUGCUAUUUGUAGUUGUGUAUGGGAAUUAGGAAUAUUGCUUGUGUUAAAUAACAACACAAGCUGGUUUUUAUUACACGAACAACAAUCCACGUUGAAACCUUAGAAAAUGUCGGAACAUGCUUCACAUGGUGAAUCAAUUCACGACGAUGAAGCUAUUGAAAACACUAAUAUGGAUGAUUCCACCAAUACCAACGAUAAUUCCAUUAUCGGUAAAGUGAAAUCAAGGGUCUCGAGCAUUUUGCCUGAUCGAAUUUCGAAAUGGUUUUCAAAUUCAACAAAAACCCGAAACGAUUCUUCGCUUAAUGGGGGCCUAAUUACGAACGUUGCUGUGAAAAGACGCCGCCGUUGCUCAGAAGUUGACGAUGAAGAUGCCAACGAAGACACAAAUGAUGACCUGCAAUCUAAAUAUGAAGAAUUUGAUGAAAACACCCGAUUUCACAGACAAGAGGAAAAUUCGGAAGAAGACGACGAGGAAGAGGACGACGAGGAUGAAGAGUCGCACAACAGUGAAGAAGAGGUCCAUAGCGGUGUACCAGGAAGGCGAAAUUUGAAUUCCUUCCCUCCUGCAAAACGUUCUCGUUUACAUAUAAAUAGCCCUUGCACCCGCAGUAGUCCUUUAAUUGGGCACUAUCAAUCCCUCCUUGCUUCAACUCCUGCUAUCAGUAGUAGCAAUAGUCGCAGUAGUAAUAUUGGCGUGGUGCCACGUUCAUCUUAUCAACGUUACGGUCAUUUAAAUUUAUAUGGUCACCAGAGCAGAAAGGAACCUCCUUAUGAUUUUAACACCUCGAACUCUAAUUUAAAAACUGAUAUCAUUGACUUAAUAUCUAAUCCAACUGAUUUAGAGAAAGAAUUAUCUUCUGUAAAAAGUGGCGCUUUAAAUAGUUCGCGAAUAAGUUCGCGUAGAACCUUGAAUUUACCACCAACUUCCUCAAAUGCUACAAGUGAGCACUAUUUUGCUACAACCUCUCAUCUCAAGCGUCAACCGUUGUCAAGUGUUAAACAAGAUUUUUCGGCAGAUAUAGAACCUGGAAUAAUCAGACGUUCUUCGACCACAAUCCACGAAACUGUCAAGACGGUCAAAACUCAGGAGCAAGUUGAAGAUAUUAAUCAAUCAAGGAAAUAUAACGGACGUUCAGAAGAGGAAGAAGAUGAUGUGGAAAUAAGUCAAGUUGGUAUGAAAAGACGAAAACUUAUAAACGGUUCGCGUAGAGAUGCAAACCAAAUCAUGGCAAGUAACGAUACCGGUUCAGAAAGCGGCGAAAGUGGGAUUGUAGAUACAAACAGACAUACAACAGUGGACAAUGGCGAAAGAGAAACUGAGAACACAUGUCAGCAGCGGAAGGCGGAUUUAUAUAACAUGACCCCAGUUAGUGACAGUCGGCAAGGUAGUCGAGCUUCAUCUUUUGGGAAUGGUCUGAACUUCUAUUCCCACUUGGAAGGACGCAAAUCACUGUUUGCUGAACCUAAUACUCACACUCCUGUAUCUGGCAAUAUGCUUAAUACUUCUACUCUGUCACUGAAUUCCUUGAAUCGCCGCCAGUUUAAUGCUUCGAUCUACGGCAGUACGUCAGCUUUAAGCGACAGCCGUUUACUGAAUACUUUUUCACCUUUUUAUACAGGAAAAACUACAUAUGGUGGCGCAGCGGCUUAUCACAAGAAUUACGCUAGUACCGGUGCUGGUGCAGUACGCAUAGCCCCCACAUUGAUACGUCCCAAUUCAAGUCUAUCAAAUUUGUCGUCGUCUAACAACUCUUUAUCUGCCACUGGUUAUCCAGGUGAAAAUUCAACUGUAUCAAGUACGGCCAAACGAAUACUUGAUUUGAUUAAUGAUUUCAGUACGCCGUUAGGUGAAGCUAAGAAAAUAGCGAAUAGCUUCAGAGCAAAUAUGCCUCAGCUUGCGGGUAGACUUAAUGAGAAUGAAUUAAACGCCUCACGUGCCAUACGCUUGUCUCAUGUGCGCGCACCUUAUGCGAAACCGACCACCGCGGUAUUGUUGCAACCCUCUGCAAGUGUAAAUGCUCGUUCAUCUGGAUCUCUGCCUCCCAUAAAAGAAUUACAGGUGCCUUCAAUGUCACAGUUACUGCAAAUGAAAAAGAUGCAAAAUACAACCGAAAAAGUUCGUCAGAUCACUAAACAUAAUAUGAGCUCAACCACGACAUCACCAGUCACAUCCGAAUAUGCUUCACCCACGAAUGAAGAAUUAAGGAGAAAAAACAGCAAAAUAGUUGAGCAACAGAAACAUACCAAUAAAAUUAGAAACAAAAUCAGCAGCUCUGCUCGUGGUGCAAACUCUUCCAAUGAUUUAGUUGCUGAAGCUCCUCCGCUGCCGGUGAAUUUACCAAACAUUGCUUUUCCAAUAAUGAAGGCUGUGCCCCAAUUCGAUAUACAGUUAGCAGUGCAACCUUCGUCUGCGCCCUCAGUCAUUUCAAGUAAUGCAACAAAGCAGCAAGCACCUACCACACCAACUGGCCUUGCCCAAAAUGAACAAUCAGUCAACACAUUAAUAAUUCCAACAGUUUCAGAGUCAAGAUUAAAAACCUCCGCUUCGAAAUAUGGAACUAACUUUAUAUUUUCGUCUCCAACAACAAUUAAGGGUAUCUCCACGCCGUAUGCUCAAAAUAUGAAAUCACAAAACGCGAAACACUAUAAAUUCAGUUUACCUAUAUAUUUGCAAGAAACUAGCAAAUCCAUAAAUUGCUCAGGUAGUUUAGACAACAAAAUUGGAACUCAACUAAAAUGUGGAAGCGUUUUAGAAGCCCUAACUGAAGAACCAUUGAUUUCGGCCAAUACAAAAGAACAGACUUCCGAAAGUACCCCUGGGAGUACUUUUAAGUCAUUCGAUUUUCAGUUAAAAAAAACCGACGAUGAAUGGGAAUGCAGCGUGUGCAUGGUACGCAACAAGUCAGAAGCUGUGAAGUGUGUGGCCUGUGAAAUUACCAAAAAAGUUGAAAAGCAGCAAACAUCUCCGAAUGAUAAUGUCAAUUUGUCAUUGGCUUCUUCUAGUUUUGGCAGUCAAUUUAAGAAGAAUGCAGAUGAAUGGGAAUGUGAAGUGUGCUUGAUUCGAAAUAAACAAGAAUCGAACAAAUGUAUUGCAUGCGAAACUAGUAGGAAAGGCUCUUCGUCGAUAUUGGUUGCUGAUAAAGGAUUUGGCGAUUUGUUUAAGCUUAAAUCAAACGUUUGGGAAUGUAGCAAAUGCUUGGUGACAAAUAAUAUUGAGGCCAAUUAUUGUAUAGCAUGUCAUAAUAAAAAACCCGGAAAAAAUGAUGACGUUAUCAUUAGUAGUGGGCCUAUUGCACCAGCCAGUAGUUUUAAAUUUGGGUUUGCAGCAGCAAAAUCAAUCGAUAUUAAUCGUACAACCACAAUCACCUCGAAUAUCACCACGCCUGUGGCACAAGAUUCUGGCUUUAAAUUGCUGGCAUCCCAACAGAGAGCAUCGAAAUGGGAAUGUGAGGCUUGUGCGACUAGAAAUGAUAUUAGUCGUAUUAAAUGUGUGUGUUGUGAACAGCCCAAACCUGGAUCAAAUUUUGCAGACACCUGUACUAACAAUGCCCAAAAAUUUACAUUUGGUGCUACCGCCGACAAGUGUACAUUUGACUUCCUAUCAGCAAGUAAUGUUUCAAAGAAUGGAACCGAAUCAAAGCAGACAACAGCAGCACUAAGUAAGACCGUUGGCCUGGGUGUAAAACCUGCUUUAACCAACACAGACUUGGAAACCGAAAUACCGGUUUCGACAGGCGAAGGAUUUAGUUUUGGUGCAACAUGCAGUGAAAACAGUAAUAAAGGUGCAUGUGAUGGUACAAAUAGAAUACAGCAAGGCAAUGUGCCCACGAGUACCACAACCGGAUUUACAUUUAAAAAAAACGAAGACACUAAUUCAUCCACAUCAGAUACAUCAACAACAGCAGCUAGUUCACAAAUUACUUCACCGGCAACUACCACAAGCUCUACGCCAAGUGUUAAAUUUCAUUUGGUAAAUUCGACGAAAACUGUGUCAAGUACUGAAAGUACCUUCUCCGGCAACACUGAAAAGACUUUACUAGAAACGGUACCGCCAAAUACUUUUAGUGGAUCUCUGUCCACAAUAACUUCUUUAAGCACAUCGGCUGUCGAUAAGACUCAACCAAAAUCAGACGAAAAGAAUCUAUCACCAAUCACAUCAACCACAAAUAAAAGCCCUCUUGGCUAUGGGUUCGGUAAUUUUGCUGCUACUGUUUUUGCAACGGCGUUACCUAGUUCAACAACAAACGUCACCACUGCUACAACAGCUGCAACGAAACCCAUGUUUAGCUUAGUUUCAUCAAAUGUUUCUUCAGCAGUUACGAGCAGCUGCAGUGGCUUCGGUGGUUUCAAUUUUAGUAGCUCAGUGCAGGCGAGCAAUGUAGGAAAACCACUUUUCGGAGCAGUCACCUCAACAUCUGCGGCAACUACAACCACUACUGCAGCUAGUAAAACAUUCACAACAACUACAGCUUCUACUACGAACAUUUUCGGAGUAUUUGGUUCCAAUGCCAUCGUAAGUUCCUCAACCAAUAGUAGCACUCAUAAUCCGAUAGCUAGCACAUCCCAAUUUGGUACGUUUAAUAAAAAUUCGGUUACCACUGGAAAUAUGUUCGGUUCUUUCGGUGACGAGCACAAAUCGUCGAAGUCGACAAAUGUGUUUAGCAAUGCAACGACUAGUAGCGGCUUUAGUUUUGGAACUUCAACAACAACAUCAGCAUCAACGUUAGGAACUUCUGCGUCGGCAACAAGUUCGAAUAGUAUGACUACCGUCGGUGCCACUCCGACGACCAGUGAUGGAACAUGGUCCAAUAAUUUUACACUAAAUACCAAGGAAACAAACAAACCACCAAUGUUUACUUUUGGACUUCCGAAUAAUGACAAAGCACCUACAACUUCAAUUUUUGGUGCAACGUCUAACACAGAAACCAAAGCCCCUACCUUUGGUGGGGUAAAUAGUUCGGCAGUCAAUUCGCCAAUUAACAUUUUCCCCACCAACCCAGCGCCGCCAUCAACGAAUAUAUUUAGGACUGCGCCCAGUGGAAGUGCUGCUACGCCAACACCCCCUUUUGGAACAUCUCCAUUCGGAGGCGCGGCUUCUUCUACAAAUGUAACGCCCACAUUUGGUAGCACUGCAGCUGCCAGUUCUACGACAACGUUCGGUGGCUUUGGAGCUACAACAGCACCGAUUGCUAAUACAGCUUUAGAAGCGAAGAAACCACCAUUCGCGUUUGUGGCUCCAGCUGCCCAAAGCUCAAGUGGCUCGUUUUCUUUUGGUUCCGCAGCUACCAACAUAGCAAAGCCUGCAUUCAACUUUGGAGCCACAGUUACACAACAACCAGCAUUUAAUUUUACCGGAUCUAAUGAGUCGUCUCAAAACUCGACGAAACCUUUUCAGUUUGGCGCUACACCGGCAGCUGCGGUUUUUAAUUUUACCGGUGGUUCAACUGAGAUUGCAUCAAGUGCACCUUUCCAGUUUAAUGCCGGCAGUUCAUCAGCUUCUAGCAAUAUAUUUGCCCCGACGCCAACAUCUGGUGCCCAAUCGGCACAGCAAGCGAGACGAAAAAUACGUACGCCAGCACGGCGCACGACACCGCGGUAGAGAUGUUAAAGAAAAAAACGCUCUUUUAGGCGUGGACCAGGAACAAUAGCAACAUAAACAACAGAAUAAUCUACAGACACGACUAGAAAGCGGACUAAUACAAAAAACAAUUAUUAAUAACUACGAGCACUUGGACGACAAUAACGAGCAAUUUCAAACAAAUAAAGACCGGACUAAAAUAAAUUAAAAAGGAUAAUAGCAAAUCGAUUCAAUAUAUUGUUACAAGUAUCGUGCAGUUGGACAAUGAAGAAUUAAUCAAGCUUUAUCCUUAUGGAAUGAUUACUUACUCGUCGACUUAGGAAUUUACCAAAACAAUAAACCUAGAACGAAACCACAAACAACAAAUGACGGAAAAUCAUAUGAAAAUUCAGAAAAUUUUUUUAAGCAACGUAGCAUAAUUAAAAAUGGUAUAACUCCUAAGAAUCUACACUAUUUCAUCAGUAUCAAGAAAUUCCUCCUCCUUUUCCUUUCAAGUCUUUCAUCUCUUUUUCAUGUUCAAUGAACAACAAUUCUCAGAGAUUUAAAAUAAAAAUAAAAAAAACAAUUUUCCAUUUCUCUUGUUUCUGCAUGGUCAUGUGCACCCUUCGUCAAGCGCUUGUACGAGAUGUGAGUGAAACGGUUAUUUUGUUAUAUUUUGCAUUGAGCAAAACUUGAUUAUUUACUUAUUGUUGUGAAUUAAGGUUUCCUCCAUUUCGUUGGAAGCAUGAUCAAAAAAAAAAUUUUUUUUUUUGGAAUAAUUUUAACUUUUUUUUAAUGAAAUUUGAACAAAUGCUUUUCUUUCUGAAAACGCAUUCACCCGGCAUUUCGUACUGGCUUUUUGACAUCGAUCAGAAUAAAUAAAUAUGCCUGAUUCAUAAUAUUGCCUUUAAAUAUAAGUACGUUCAGUUUUUUUUCUCUUUAAUUUUCUUCUUCUUUUUUUUUUUUUUUUUUUUUUUUUUUUGUUAGUUAAAAAUACUUAUUAAAUGUGUCAUCUGAUUUGCUUUAUUUUUCUGUCAAUUUUUAUUAUGAUUCCCUUAAAAAAUAAUCUAAAAAUUAUGUAAAUGUAACACCAACUAAUGAUGAAAACACAUUUUGUUACAAUUAUUAUUAAAUUAAUAGUUUAUAGUUAACUUAGUAAACUUUUUCUUUUCUUCAAUUUUUUUUUUUUUUCUUGCAAACUUUAUAUUAUGAUCUGGAUUUAAAUACAUUAACGUACUAAAUACGUAAAAAAAAAACAUUAAGAAAGCAAGAAUACAGAAAUCCAGGAGAAAUA
Molecule: messenger RNA, 7438 nt
Organism: Glossina fuscipes
Lineage: Eukaryota; Metazoa; Arthropoda; Insecta; Diptera; Glossinidae
Product: nuclear pore complex protein Nup153-like
Exons: 8
Coding region: 694-6186 (1830 amino acids)
Biological process (GO): RNA export from nucleus; protein import into nucleus
Cellular component (GO): nuclear pore
Molecular function (GO): structural constituent of nuclear pore
Source: RefSeq, a predicted model, not a curated record